GAUACAAACUGAUCGACCACAGUGGAGAUGAGGGACUCCACCGACAGUUUGAUCCUCAGUGAACCAAAACGUGCCACUGGUAGUAGCAGAUAACAGGUGCAGAUAGCAGAUAUUCAGUAGGACAUGCAUAUUAAGUGCAUGUGACCAAACCAGUCUGCUUCCAGAGGGCUGCAGCAUCAGACGGGACGGCCGCACAGUGAUGGAGAGCCUGGUUUAUCAAGCUUUACAGAGUGUCUGAGAGAGUCCGUCCCUGGUGUGAGCAGUCGCCAUGCUGUGCAAUCGCCUGUUGCUUUCCGUCUACAUCGUCACCUUUCUGAUGGGGGUCCCCGCCAACGUCCUGGCGUUCUGCACCUUCUGCCGCAAGGUGCGUCGCAAGGCCGCCCCGAUAGACGUCCUCCUCCUCAACCUCACCAUCUCCGACCUCAUCUUCCUGGCUUUCCUGCCGUUUAAAAUGAAGGAGGCCUUCGACGGCAUGGCCUGGAUGCUUCCCUACGCCCUGUGUCCCUUCACCGGUUUCAUGUUCUACGUCACCAUCUACAACAGCACGCUGCUCCUCACGGCCGUGAGCGUGGAGCGCUACCUGGGGGUCGCCUUCCCCCUCCGGUAUUCCCUGUGUCGUAGACCUCGCUACGCCGUGUUAGCCAGCGUCAUGUUCUGGGUGGUGACCUCCCUGAACCUCAGCAUCGUCUACAUCAUGCCCUACGCCCAGUGGAGCAAAGGCACCGCCGCGCCUCCACCAACCUGCUACCUGAACUUCACCGAGGACGAGCUGGACAUCCUGCUGCCGGUCCGCCUGGAGCUCUUCCUCGUCCUCUUCUGCGUCCCCUUCUUCAUCUGCUGCUUCUGCUACGCCAACUUCAUCCUCAUCCUGUCCCGUCUCCCGAACAUCGGCAGGCGGCGGAGGCUGCGUGCCAUCGGCCUGACGCUCAGCACGCUGGUAGUGUUCGCCGUCUGCUUCGGGCCUUACAACGCCUCCCACGUGGUGGGGUUUGCUCGUCGGGAGAGCGAGGAGUGGAGGAACGUGGCGUUGCUCUCCAGCACCUUCAACGCCUGCCUGGAUCCAAUUAUCUUCUACUUCUCCUCGGCGGCGGUCAGAAGCAUGUUAAACCACUGCUUCAGGAACAUCAUGGCUAAGCUGCACAUCCUGAGGUGUGGGGGGGCUCCUCACGGUCCUCACCAGAGACCCGCCAAGACUGAUAAAUACAAGGAAGCACCUCUUCCAUGAAAACUCUGGAGAAACUAUCAACGUAAAUGUCUCUUUUUGAUAGUUUGUUGAUUUCAUGCAAAAAAAUAUGGAUAAUAUGAAUUGUUGCCGCACUCCUGUGACCUUUGGGAACAAAUGGAACAGGAAACUGUCCCAUCAGGAAACAUACUAUACAUACAGUGUCCUGGUUAAAUAUCCUUUUCUGUGA
Messenger RNA from Sebastes umbrosus (honeycomb rockfish), 1412 nucleotides. RefSeq names its product free fatty acid receptor 3-like. Gene Ontology annotation, biological process: cellular response to fatty acid; G protein-coupled receptor signaling pathway. NCBI's taxonomy places the organism in Eukaryota, Metazoa, Chordata, Actinopteri, Perciformes, Sebastidae. The record is from RefSeq and is a predicted model, not a curated record. The transcript is spliced from 3 exons. Bases 269 to 1225 code for a protein of 318 amino acids. Gene Ontology annotation, molecular function: G protein-coupled receptor activity. Gene Ontology annotation, cellular component: plasma membrane.